AAAGAUGAGACUUCACAGUUUAACAGGACUUUUGACAGUAUUAAUAGCUGUCUUUAUAGAAGACACACAUGCUGGUUCAUCUUGUUGCCAAAAGACAAGACAAGACUUGAAUACCUUGGCAACUGGUAUUUCCUCUGACGUUGCCACUCUAACGGCUGGUAUUUCUACACUGACAAAGAUGGUUUCAACACUCUCAAAUGCCAUUUCUUCUAUAAAAACGGACGUGUCUGAUAUAAAAGCUGAUAAUGCUGGUAUUGAAAGAGAAAUUGCAGCAUUACGUAAGUCAAAUGGUCAAGAGUUUUGCGAUUCGACACCCUGUGAUAAUGACGGAGCUUGUAACGAAUAUGGCUACACGUGUCAGUGUAAGAGUGGCUACACUGGGCGAAAUUGUGAAACAGAUAUAGACGAAUGCGAUUCAAGUCCCUGUCAAAAUAAAGGCAACUGUACUGACCAAGUGAACAGCUAUACGUGUAAGUGCGAGGCAGGAUAUACUGGUGUCAAUUGUGAGACAGAUAUAGACGAGUGCGAUCCAAGCCCCUGUCAAAAUGAAGGCACAUGUAUUGACAAAGUAAACAGAUAUACGUGUAAAUGCAAGGCUGAAUUCGCUGGAGUCAAUUGUACAAUAACCAUAGGACAAUUAAAAACCAAACCAAUCGUUGCGAAGAUACAGCUGCAGUCAAGCCUUAUAGAUGAUCUUGCAGUAACAUCAAGAGGACAUAUUGUGGCAGUUGGUUUUACCACAAAGAUAUAUGACAGUGAUUUUACUCUCAUCAAAAACGUUAGCAACGAGUUCCAGUAUGUUGCAGUUUCAGAUGAUGACCAACUUGUAUUCACUGACUUGUCACGGACAAUCUACUUCUACACAUUAGAUGGCAGUCCUAUUCGCAACAUAACGGCUAAAGUGUCUCCAUUUCAACUAAAUGGUAUUACUACACUAUCUACUGGUCAGUUGGUUGUGUGCGGUGUAAGGACAGAUGGAGUGUAUAUUGUUGAUCAGUCUACAGGGAAUGCAACAACCAUCCCUGCUUCUGAUUCGUUUGUAUGGCCUAACUUUGUGACAACUAACAGCAAAGGAGUGGUUAUAGUUACCGACCACUCAGGACCUUUAAAAGGGAUGGAUCAAGCAGGCAACGUACUUUUCACUUACGGAGCCAAGACGGGAAAUUACUGGUUGGGGAUCAUAACGGACAAUUAUUCAUUAUCACAUACCGGGUGUAAGGUAAAUAUAACACGAUGACAAUAAAUAUAAUACUACAGUAUACUGCAAUAUAACACAUAAUUAUAAGUAAACAUGAAUAUUGCAUAAAUAUAUACAGGUGUUGACGAAAAUAAAGAUGUUCGAUAUUUAAUCAUCCUAUCUACUACUAUAUCUACUACAUAUUACAGUAUACGAAGGAAGUGAACGAGGAAAUCAGAUGGGUAAAG
Owenia fusiformis is the source of this 1425-nucleotide messenger RNA. Lineage: Eukaryota; Metazoa; Annelida; Polychaeta; Sabellida; Oweniidae. The record is from the annotation of a GenBank genome assembly.